Molecule: messenger RNA, 1679 nt
Organism: Suillus bovinus
Lineage: Eukaryota; Fungi; Basidiomycota; Agaricomycetes; Boletales; Suillaceae
Exons: 4
Coding region: 1-1242 (413 amino acids)
Source: RefSeq, a predicted model, not a curated record
AUGCUCACGCUUAGUCCUGGUUCGGUCUGCGAUGUCUGCGCAGAAGAGUACGGUCCGCACUGUGUUCCUCACUCAAUUCCUUGCGGUCACGUCCUCUGCUCUAGUUGCUGCCAUAAAAUCGUAGAAAAGACAUUACCUCGUCUCCAACCCGCUUGUCCGUUCUGUCGGGAUCAUUUCACCAGCGAGGAUGUGCGUUUGAUCCGCAUUGAUUUCUCAGCAAGUGGAUGGGCCACUUCUCGGCGGCGAGGUGGCCUCACUGAGGCUCUUGACAUUGCUGACCGCUCCACACCACGACGGGAAGAUCGUUUUCCCUUCGUCGAGCCGAGCUCCUCGCGUACCCGUGCAGAAGCUCGCAGGCUGGAGGAUAAAGUGGCCAAAGUAGCCGCUAAAAAAUGCUCAGUGGAAGAGGUUUCGACUCUACACAACGAGCUACAAGACUGGUUGACUCAUGAUGAAAAAUCUAAUGACCAGUUGAACUCUUCUUUAUCCUUGAGUGCUGCGCUGCUCAGGGCGAUUUUGAUGAAUCAUUUCGCUCAUUCUGAAGCCACGAAAUUGGCCAAGACCGUCGAGGCCGCCCUAAAAGGGAAGCUAGACGACGCUGAAACGACUGUCACCAAGCUAGAAGCCGAUCUAAAGCAGUACCAAGCCCUUCACAACCAAAAAGUACAAGAAUGCCAGGCUCUUCGAGCAGAGCUUAGCCGUUAUACUCUUAAGUCCGCUUCGUCUCAAGUCACAACGCCACCUGCCCGUCCCAGCACCGCCGCUCCAACUGGAUUAAGCGAGCGGCGCCAAUCAGUCUCUUCAUCCGCGGCAUCCACGUACAAUGUACCAGCUAUGCCAUCCAUGCUCUCGCGCUUUGCGGCGACUCAUUCUCGAAGUGCCUCUACAUCUGUGUCUGGAGGGUCGAGACCAACGACCCCAGCACGGAUGACGGCACCACCGAUGAGGUCUGAGACUCCAACGCAAGCGUCUGUGCUGUCGGCUCGUUUACGUGCUACGUCCCCAAUCCCCCCUUCAAGACCGCGGACGAUUUCCAUCUCCGCGACGUCACCUCAAAAAAUAACUCGUUCGCACUCUGAUGAGCAGGAGAGGGAACGAGAACGGAUUCACGAACGUUGGAUGCCGUCGCCGAACGUGGCCUACAGCCCGCCGACAGGUAAAACUAUCAAUUAUCCACCCUACUUUGGUUCGUCCCAAGCUCCCGGCCGUGCCCGCUCCUCGUUCUCAACAAACGCUGCAUAAAAUUUUUCCCAUUUUGGAUUUGUCUUUGCUUGGUUUCAGUCUAGCGGUCUCAGGACUACUACUCUACUUGUCUCAUAUUGCUAUCUGUCGCCUAGUUCUCGUUUCCGUCUCUCUUCCGUUUCCCUGGCAUGUUUCUCAUCUGCAUCAUAUCAUUGGCGCUGCUCCUUAUACUAAUGUUUUAUUUCUUGUAUCCUAUCCAUUUCGCCUUCUUGACAGCAUUGGCUUUGGCAGGAUUUCUCAGCCAUACCGUAUUCGUUCGUGUUACUUAUUUCCUUUGAACAUUUCAUCCUUAAUAAGGAGCGCGUUUGAUUGCACAGCACACAUUUUCACGUAGCAUUGCGUUUUUCCUGCUUUUAUUGUCAUUAGUGUUCCUUGCUCUCGCUUAUCCCUUUUCAGCCAUCCGUCCCGCUUCCAUUUCAUCUGCUCGUCAUCGCUUC